AUGGACAGGAAUAAUAUUAGACUCGGCGUAUCUGAGUCAGACUCGCCACCUUCGAGUCCGCACGCGAAUCCCGUACACGUCUCUACAGGAAAGAAUGAUGCCACACAAGAUCGCGCAAGCAUUUCUGCGGAAACAAGCCUAAUUUCGAAGGUCAUAAUCCAUCCAUCAUGUGUGGUGGGAGUUACUCCCUCGUGGGACUUGGCGAAGAAAGCAAUCGAAAAGGUCGAGAAGGAGUUUCCGGAUGACUUACCCUACAUCAUCACGUACGAGAAAAAAUAUCUAGGAAUGACAUGUCAAGAAUGCAGCCAAAUUGUCAAAGUAGGUGCAGAUAUCGCAAAUGUCAGGAAACAUGCGUUUAGCAUCUCUCAUGGUGUCAUGGUCAAACGAAGGCUGAAAUCGAGAGGCCUCAAGGAGGUCUUAACUGGGGAGGUCGAGGUCCGGAAUGACAACAUAAACAAAUCGCAAAAGGAGUUCUCACAACAAAACUUGUCGAAAGAUGGACCCCUGGAAUCACUUGACGAUUUAGAUAGUGAGCGACAACCAUCGAAGCGCCAACGUCUCACGCCUGCUCUCCCUGUGGAAAAUCGUGAUGCCCAAUCUAAAAACUACCAAAUAGCUGUGUCAGUGGCUCAAGCAUCUAAACACAGCGGGGUAUCUCCUGUUGUAUCCGAGACCUCUUCCCAUGAGGCUAGAGUCAGGUUAGCGAGUGUAGAAGGCAAGCUGGAGGAACAGAAGAACAUCACCGAUAAUCUGGCUAAACUUGUGCCGAAUUUGGAGGCCAAGCUGAAGGGACAGAGCGAGAACUCGAGACAAAUGUUCGCGACUAUCGAAAACGGACUGAAGGCACUCAAAACAGAGACUGACAAGUUGAUGACAUCGUUUAAAAAUCCCGGAGGCUUGAUGAACAUGCACGAUGCCACUGAAUUGCAAUACCACAAGAGACAAAUCGAAAAUCUCGAACAGACGAUAUCCACAUAUCGUUCUGAUUUUAAUCAAUCCAUAGAAAUUCAACGAAGUCAAAUUCGAGCCACUGGGGACCGGAUUAUCCUAUCAGAAGGGUUCACACAUGCACUCAAAAGAGAAUUAGACAACUUAGCUCAUAGCACCACAGAUCAAAUAGCUAAUCAUGCUGCAGAAUUGCACAAGAAGCUGGAAGAUUUUACUAGCUGGGUCGAAGAGCAGCACUUAUCACAACAUACAUUAAUUACGAAAGUGGUCGAACAAAAGAUGUACUCAAUUGAACCGAUUAUCGAAAGAGUUAAAAACAUGGAAAGCUCAGGUAAAGAAAAAGAUAUUGAUAGGGACUUCGUUAUUGACAGCUUGGUACUAUCAAGGCAGGUAUUGGAAGCGGAUGUGAGGAUGCUGAAGGAAGAUGAUAAAACUAUGGAGAUGCGUGUCGCAGAUUUGGAGGAGAACAAUAAGAAUCGAGAUUGCAAGGUUGUGGAGCUGGAAAAAAUAUGUGAAAAUUUAGUAAGAUUUGCGAAAAGCCUGCCCCAAAACGGUGUAGGAAUAGUUGCGCGGGGGGGAGGGGGCCAAAACGGUGUAGGGGGCCAAAACGGUGUGGGAGUAGUUGGGUGGGGGCGAGGUGGCCAGAAUGGGCAGGGUGCUGGGGGUCCGCGUUUCUAA
Sclerotinia sclerotiorum 1980 UF-70 is the source of this 1626-nucleotide messenger RNA. RefSeq lists its product with no specific name. Lineage: Eukaryota; Fungi; Ascomycota; Leotiomycetes; Helotiales; Sclerotiniaceae. Bases 1 to 1626 code for a protein of 541 amino acids. The transcript has 3 exons. The record is from RefSeq and is a predicted model, not a curated record.